AUGUCUGACCCUUUGGCAGUUGAUAUAGCUGGUAGCAGCUUGAAAUACACAUCUCACGCAGGUGUUGAGUGUUUGAUUGACUUCAGCGACAUUCUCUGCGUGUUGUCCAAUCCUGCACCCACGUAUAGUGUCCUGUUCUUUCAGAAAACCGAACUGGAUGGCUCUGAGGACUUUUCCUUGAAAAAGAUCGAUAUAAAAUCCCUGCCUGCAGCACUAUCUCCGUUGGUGACCAAGAUUCCUAGCCACCUUCGAUAUGAAGAUGAGCCACCUGUCGUCCAAGUUGUGGUAUCUACUGGAUCAGGAAUAGGGAAAGCCAAGACAGUCUUUCAAGAUGUUGUACGGCCUCUUCUAAAAUAUAUUGGUCUAGAGAGUUACGAGCUCUAUGAAACGGAGUCGCCGCAAACUAUCAUCGAGCUCGCGCAAUCGAAAUUCCUGGAGCGGGCUCAUAGUGGUGUCCCUCAGACCAUCAUUCUUCUCUCUGGUGACGGAGGCCUCAUCGAUAUUCUCGAGGUUUUCUACAGAUCUAAGAAGGCGAUUGGUGUAUCUCCGAAUAUUGUAUUGAUUCCUUGUGGGACAGGGAAUGCCAUGGCAAGUUCUAUCGGAUUACGAUCUGGCCCUGUGCCAGGUCUUUCAACACUACUUCGAGGCAGCCCAUCUCCUGUACCGGUCUUUGCUGCCAGAUUCUCACCUGGCAGUCGAUUGGUCAUCGAUGAAGGUCGUCAGCGAGCCGAUAUUGACACAGAUGCUCACCACACAUUAUACGGGGCCGUUGUUGCGAGCUGGGGUCUCCAUGCUGCAUUAGUUGCAGACAGCGAUACGUUUGAAUAUCGCAAAUUUGGAAGCGAUCGAUUCAAGAUGGCCGCAAAUGAGCUACUUCAUCCCUCGGAUGGCACUCCGCCUCACAAAUUCAAAGGCAAAAUCACAUUAACUGCCUCGAGUGGCCCGGACGAGGCACGUUGUCAAGAAACAGUGGAUGCACUUGAGCACAUGUAUGCGCUUGCGACGCUCGUCCCGCGACUUGAGAAAGAGUUCUUGAUUUCCCCAGAAUCGGUGCCACUUGAUGGAAAGAUGAGGUUCAUCCGCUUCGGUCCUAUGUCGGCGGAAGAAGCGAUGCAUUUGAUGACUCUAGCCUAUCAGGGUGGCCGACAUGUGAUAGAAGAUACGGUCACCUAUGUCGACAUUGAGGCAGUUCGAAUCGAUUUUCAAGAAGAUGAGGAGAAAUGGCGACGCGUUUGUAUUGAUGGAAAGAUCGUUGCUGUCGAAAGAGAUGGCUGGGUGGAAAUUUGUAAAGAACCUAGCCGUUUGCUGAACUUGAUCAAUUAG
This is a messenger RNA of Penicillium griseofulvum, 1323 nucleotides long. RefSeq names its product diacylglycerol/lipid kinase family protein. The record is from RefSeq and is a predicted model, not a curated record. Gene Ontology annotation, biological process: sphingosine biosynthetic process. Lineage: Eukaryota; Fungi; Ascomycota; Eurotiomycetes; Eurotiales; Aspergillaceae. The transcript has a single exon. The coding region runs from base 1 to 1323 and encodes 440 amino acids. Gene Ontology annotation, cellular component: intracellular membrane-bounded organelle; cytoplasm; membrane.